This is a messenger RNA of Funneliformis mosseae, 465 nucleotides long. NCBI's taxonomy places the organism in Eukaryota, Fungi, Glomeromycota, Glomeromycetes, Glomerales, Glomeraceae. The record is from the annotation of a GenBank genome assembly.
AUGGCCACAGUUUCAGCCGUGAACGGCUCUUCUCAGUUUCCGAAAUCCCAAAAUUCGGUACUGCCCUGGGGAUUAGGUCGUGGUGAUAAAGGGAAAGAUAUACACUUGCAUCUUUCUGUCGUCUUAGAGUUGGGCGAGAUGCUCUCCCAACAACCAUGCAGGAUAAUCGGUAUCGUAGUGGCCUUCUUGAAGGAUAAUUUUCUCGUAGAGACCAAGGGCCAAGGUGAUAAGAGGAUCGAUAUGCGCGGGCAUAUGAAUGGCAAAAGAUUUAUGGGGCAGUGUAAAGCCUGGAAGAAAAGAAAAAUAGGGACGUUGUCAAAUGAGCCUUGGCCGAUGAUUGGCGUGGUGGUGGGGCUAUCCAAAGAUACAUUUACCAGUAGCGCGGUAAAAGCGGUCGAAGAAUUAGGAAUAAUCAUAACCGAUAGUGAUCAUCUAUAUGAUGACCUAUCGGUAGUCGCUGGUUGA